Molecule: messenger RNA, 1056 nt
Organism: Nematostella vectensis (starlet sea anemone)
Lineage: Eukaryota; Metazoa; Cnidaria; Anthozoa; Actiniaria; Edwardsiidae
Product: zinc finger CCCH domain-containing protein 8
Exons: 1
Coding region: 63-680 (205 amino acids)
Molecular function (GO): metal ion binding
Source: RefSeq, a predicted model, not a curated record
GACUAAACAGGCCAGGCUGCUCUGUCUAGUUUUUUCCAAGAUGGCGGUGUAAUUGUUAUUUGAUGUCUCUGCUUGGGCUAGUACCCGAUUAUGGGGACGACUCAUCGAGCUCUGACUCCGAAAACGAUGAGGAACAAACACCAAGCACAGUAAACCAGAAUACAUCUUCUUCUUGUCUUAAUAGUGAAGUUGAAACCCCGCUCCCUUUACCCGAACUUGACGUGGGGAAGAAAACAUCGUCACUUCCAUCGGAACUGAAAUCCCGUGCUUUUGAGAGCUCCUCAGUAUUCUAUAAUCCGUACCUUGUCAAGGAAAAAGAAAGGCUCUCUGUUUUAGAAAAACACGUCCAACUUUCUGAGCAAGCUCCGACCUUAAAGGGCAAGAAAAGAGUGUGUUGGAAAUUCCAGAAAGGAAAGUGUCGUUUUGGUGAGAAGUGCAAAUUUGUUCAUAAUACAAUCCCUGUUGGGGCUACAUCGGCAAACGAACCGGAUUCCGAGACUGCUGCUCCGCAUACUUCAGUUCGGACUUUGAGAUAUAUACCGAACGAAGAGGAAACACAAUGGGAGGAGAAAAAGCCAAAGAAACGAAGAGUUGGCGUAACAGACUCGCUCGUGCCUCCAAAAAGGGCCGUGAAAGCGUAUGAACAACAGAAAGUUCGAGAAAGACCCUGGAUGCAGUAAUAGCGCUGGCUUCUAGCGGCAAAACAACAAAAGGCAACUUAUUCAGCAUUUUAUGAAAGAGAGUUUCUUAUUCAGCAUUUUAUGCCAGAAAGUUUCUAAAGCAGAAAAGUUUUUUUUUCAUUUUUUCAUUGAAAUAUAUAUGUGAUGGCUGCAGCCCUGUGUUUAUUUUAGAGUUUGCCUCUCAGAAGGUCAUGUGUACAAGUCGCCUAUUGGGAGAUGAGGGCCUGACAUCAUGCCUGCAAGGUGUACUCAUAUGUAUAAUAACAUCAUAUAUAGAUUAUAUACACUACAUUAAUAUUAAGGGGGAGGGGUUCAUAAUUUUUUUAAAUGAACUCUACUGAAAUCUUGAGAAGUUACACUGAAAAAGGGUCUGAAA